Molecule: messenger RNA, 1215 nt
Organism: Ordospora pajunii
Lineage: Eukaryota; Fungi; Microsporidia; Ordosporidae
Product: 26S proteasome subunit RPN7
Exons: 1
Coding region: 1-1215 (404 amino acids)
Biological process (GO): proteasome-mediated ubiquitin-dependent protein catabolic process
Source: RefSeq, a predicted model, not a curated record
AUGUUUUGCCGGCAUAGAUGUUUGUGCAUUGUAUAUUUUGUGAGCUGUGCAGUGUUAACAGGCAUGUAUUAUUUUAUGAAGCAUAAAAGAAGUGCAUACACAAUACCCAUGGACUUUGAUUUCAGGGAGCCAAGAUUGUUUAUACACGACCUGAUACAUAGGACGAAGAUUGGCAAGGAUGGGGCACGCGAGCUGCUGGAGAAGGAAAUGAUGGACAAGUGUAUGUAUGAUCUGUAUGUGCAUCUUGCAGAAAAGGGAAUUGUGAAUCCAAGUAAUCAGAGUUUAGAGUCUUUAAGACAGAUGAAGGAGACAAAAGUUGCAGAGCUUGAGAAUGAAAAGCAGCGGGAUGCAGAAAAUGAAAGCCAUAUCAAGGAGAUUGAUCGCAAGAUUGCGGAGUUCUACUGUCAGACAAUGGACAUAAAGAAAGGGUUUGAAUGGACCACAAGAAUAAUGCGAGAUGAUGUGUCACUGUCGUUCCGAAUGGAUGUGUUUUUGUGUAGAAUCCGGAUGGGGAUCAUCAUGGGAAACAAGAAAAUAAUUGAGGAGAGUGCAGUUGAAGCAAUGGAUGCAUGCGAAAGGGGGUGUGAUUGGGAUAGAAGAAACAGGUUCAAGGUAUAUAACGGAUUGCUUUGCUUGAUGCGUGGAAAGUUUGAUGAGGCAGGAAUAAUGCUGAGUGACUCAUUGCCAUCUUAUGAUGCUGAUGAGGCAAUGGAUUAUUGGCGUGCAGUAAGAUACGUGAUUUUCUGUGGAGCACUGACAUUUGAGCGUCCUGAUCUUCUGAAACGGAUUCUGCAGAAUGCAGAUGUUGUUGGCAACAACGAGGAAGAGGGUAUGAGGAUUAUUAGAUCGCUACAUGAAUGCCACUACUCGAAUUUUAUGAAGGAAUUGUGUGCAUUCUGCAGAAUUAUAAAUGAUGAUGUGUUUGUUGGGAAGUAUGUGAACAUGUUUUGCCGUGAGAUGAAGCUGAGGGUAUAUGGGCAGAUACUUGAAAGCUAUCGAUCGAUGCAUAUUGAGAAGAUGGCAGAAGCACUUGGAUUGGGUGUGGAGUAUGUUGAGAAGGAUUUAGGGGAGUUUAUAAUUGAAGAAAGGUUGUGGAGUCGAAUAGACCGAAUCGAAAGGGUGAUUGAGAUGAAGGAACGUAGCAGUAUGGAUGUUUCAAGCGUGAUUAAUGAAGGAAGUGAUGUCAUUCGUAGGAUAAAAAGGUUUGUUAAGUAA